AUGCCCCAUUACACACAGGACGAUGUUACCCGUCUCGAAAUGCGAACAAAGCAUUCAGGGCCGGACCAGAUGAUGCAGGCUCUAGCUGUGGUUGUUGGUAUCUUGGAGCGCAAGAAGAUUUCCUACGGAGUAAUGGGAACCAUGAACCUUUUCUUAUGCGGCUCGGGCCGCUCAAUGGGCCGUGUUGACAUCGCGGUGGACAGUCCGCCGCGCAUAGAGGACCUCUUGAGGCUUUUUGACGGACACUGGGCUGUAGGGGUAGCAAAAAUCUUUGUCGAUGUCAAAGGCGCGCUGGUGCAGUUUGACUUGACAACCCAGGAAUCGCUAGCCGCCGUACUUCCCCGCGGCAUUGCGAGAUCAGUUGAGAGAUUUACUCCGAGGACUCGCUUCGCCACAUUUGAGUGCAAACUUCUGGAGAUUGGGCCUGUUGUGGCCACCAUACUCAAAUCGCAUUACAAUCUCAGGGCGGCAGGCGACUAUCAUGACCUGAUUUUUAUUGUUACUUCUCGGAAGUGCUCAUCCCUGGUCAGAGAUGCUUCGGACAACUUCAGGCAGGAGUGGAAAUAUGCUUUCCUGGAGGCAGCUCUCAAGAGGGAUCCGUCAAUGACACAGGCCAUCAGCUGGGCCCUCAACAUGCCCCACGCUUUGUAG
Verticillium alfalfae VaMs.102 is the source of this 651-nucleotide messenger RNA. RefSeq lists its product with no specific name. NCBI's taxonomy places the organism in Eukaryota, Fungi, Ascomycota, Sordariomycetes, Glomerellales, Plectosphaerellaceae. The transcript has 2 exons. The coding region runs from base 1 to 651 and encodes 216 amino acids. The record is from RefSeq and is a predicted model, not a curated record.